Messenger RNA from Erinaceus europaeus (western European hedgehog), 911 nucleotides. It is a transcript of the gene DTYMK, whose product is annotated as deoxythymidylate kinase. The record is from RefSeq and is a predicted model, not a curated record. Lineage: Eukaryota; Metazoa; Chordata; Mammalia; Eulipotyphla; Erinaceidae. Gene Ontology annotation, molecular function: dTMP kinase activity; ATP binding. The coding region runs from base 162 to 797 and encodes 211 amino acids. Gene Ontology annotation, biological process: dTDP biosynthetic process; dUDP biosynthetic process; dTTP biosynthetic process. The transcript has 5 exons. Gene Ontology annotation, cellular component: nucleus; cytosol; cytoplasm.
CACGUCUUGACGUCAUCUUAGAGCGCCGCCAGGGAGUUCCAGCCAAUCGCAUCGUGAUCCGAGGACGCGGGCCCGUCACUCCAGCCAAUCGCAUCGCGUCCUCAGGACGCGGGCCCGUCGCUCCAGCCAAUCGCAGGGCGGCGGCGGCGGCGGCGGCGGUCAUGGCGGCGCGCGGAGCGCUGAUCGUGCUGGAAGGUGUGGAUCGCGCCGGCAAGACCACGCAGAGCCGCCGCCUGGUGAGCGCGCUCUGCUCCGCCGGCCACCGCGCAGAGCUGCUGCGCUUCCCGGAACGAUCAACUGAAAUUGGCAAACUUCUGGGUUCUUACUUGGAGAAGAAGAAAGAGGUGGAGGACCACUCCGUGCACUUGCUUUUCUCUGCAAACCGCUGGGAGCACGUGCCGCUGAUGAAGGAGAAGCUGCAGCAGGGCAUCACGCUCGUGGUAGACAGAUAUGCCUUCUCAGGGGUCGCCUUCACCAGCGCCAAAGAGAACUUCUCCCUGGACUGGUGCAAGCAGCCAGACGUGGGGCUCCCCAAACCGGACCUGGUGGUGUUCCUGCACCUGCAUCUGGCGGAGGCUGCCGCGCGGGGCGAGUUUGGCCACGAGCGCUAUGAGAACAGGCCCUUCCAGGAACGGGCACUGCAGCGCUUCCAGCAGCUCAUGGGGGACCCCUCCCUCAACUGGCAGAUGGUGGACGCCUCCCGGAGCAUCGAAGAUGUCCACAAGGAGAUCUGCAAGCUGUCAGAGGAAACCAUCCGGGCCACGGCGCAGACACCACUGGGGACACUGUGGCAGUGAUGAGUACUGAAGGUACUGCUGGGGAUGCAGGGCUGCAGGCCAGCCUCUGUCCCCUGGAGGACGUCCAAGACCCCUGACCCGAGAAAGUCACAUGCUAAUAAAGGUGUGAUCUGG